AUCAUCGUUACGCAUCAAAUCCUCUCAAUAUUUCCGUUUCAAACAGGUCUAAGAUUCAAGUGGUGAGGGAAUAAUCAACAUGUGCUCAACGGCUGCCCCUUUCAGCUUCUUGCAUCUGGAGGAUGGUGUUGAGGCCCCACGUUUAUUGAGUUCUUGCGGCUCGCGACUGAAGAAAUGCUGUGUUGUUGAUUUACAUUUAAGUGAACCGAACAGUCUUCAGUCGACUAGGCCUGUGAGCUGUCCAGACCCACAGCCAUCUACUGGCGAUGAUUGGUACUGUUGUACGUGUGGUGAUGGACCGCAUCUGACAAAUCUUGGACACAUAUGUCACCUUUGCGGACACGUUAGAUGUAGUUCAUGUUCGGUGGAGCAAAAAUGACGACUCUAUACCAUAACAUACCCAGAAAUGGAC
Messenger RNA from Lindgomyces ingoldianus, 412 nucleotides. RefSeq lists its product as uncharacterized. NCBI's taxonomy places the organism in Eukaryota, Fungi, Ascomycota, Dothideomycetes, Pleosporales, Lindgomycetaceae. Bases 80 to 379 code for a protein of 99 amino acids. The transcript has 3 exons. The record is from RefSeq and is a predicted model, not a curated record.